This is a messenger RNA of Brugia malayi, 1452 nucleotides long. RefSeq lists its product as uncharacterized. The transcript has 9 exons. The coding region runs from base 1 to 1452 and encodes 483 amino acids. Gene Ontology annotation, molecular function: double-stranded DNA binding; ATPase activator activity. Gene Ontology annotation, cellular component: transcription factor TFIIH core complex; transcription factor TFIIH holo complex. Lineage: Eukaryota; Metazoa; Nematoda; Chromadorea; Rhabditida; Onchocercidae. Gene Ontology annotation, biological process: nucleotide-excision repair. The record is from RefSeq and is a predicted model, not a curated record.
AUGUCGAACUGGAAUGGACAGCCAUUACUGGAAUACCUGAGUAGCCGUGCCACUGACCAACUAAAUAAACUGUAUUCGUAUCCCGCAGUGUCAUUUGCCAUUUUCCGACUUUUGCCGGAACUUUCACAACAGCUUAUCCUGAAAAUGCUGUGGUUAAGUGGCAGUAAUAGGAAUUGCGGUUGGCGUGCGUGGUCAUCUCCAGAUUUCGAAGCAGCAGUGAUAAAUCAUAUCAAUGCAUUGAAGAAACUAAAGAUAAUUAUUGGAGAUGAAGAAGUCAUGCUUAAUCAGGUAUAUCGUCGUGCAUACCUUAAGGCAACUCGUAUUGGAUUAUGCAAAGCAUCAGAACUCAGUGUAGUUACAGACUGUGAUGAGAAAACUCGAAAAUCGGCAAAUAAAGAUCUCGGAAAAAAAGCUGUUGAAAGAUGGGAAUGCAUAUUACAUUAUUUAGCUUUACCGUCUCAGAAAAGCGAACAAGGUGUCAGUGGUACUACUAAAAGGCUUUUUAGGUCUGCGGGUCUAACUAGCAGUGGAAAUGAUGAUGGCGACAUAGAAAUAACAUCCGCCGGUUUUCAAUUUCUUUUAUUAAAUCGGCCGGAACAAAUUUGGACCUACCUCCUACAUUAUUUUCAUAUGCAAGAAGUAGCUGGUAUCGAUAUCGUCAAGGAACUUGAUUUUUUAUUCAAAUUAACUUUAUAUUCUGGUAGUACAUGUGGUGGUACCAGAGUGGUUAAUGGUUCGGAUAAAGAGCGACCUACCGGUAGUCGGGCAUUUAUUAUCGAUGAAAACUGGCCUGAAACUAUCAAGGAUUUUCUGAUGCACCUCAGGGAAUUGGGAUUAGUUUUUAUAAGGAAGCGAAAAGACGGGUUUUUUUUUCUAACUCCUUUGCUCAAUCAUUUGACCGGUAUUUCCAAUACAUCUGAAGCAGGCAUGGAAAACCGUAAUCAGAACGGUUUUGUGAUAGUGGAAACAAAUUAUCGUGUUUAUGCAUACACAGAUUCAAACUUACAGCUUGCAAUACUCUCGACAUUUACAGAAAUGCUUUACAGAUUCAGCGAUAUGUCUGUGGGUGUGCUUUCUCGUGAAGCUGUAAGAAGAGCAUUUCAGGUUGGUAUAACAGCAGCACAAAUUAUAGCAUUUCUGAGUAGAAAUGCUCAUCCAAUAACUUGUGCAGUAACAACUGAAUAUGGAAGAAUGAUACAGAGUGUACCCAUAACUGUGGUAGAUCAGAUACAACUUUGGGAAGACGAAAGGCGACGUUUAACAUUCUGCAGUGCUGCUGUUUAUUCGUCAUUUGAAUCUGAAAAAGAGUAUUUCGGUUUGAAAGGAUACGUCAUAUCUCAGAAUAUCUUACUAUGGUGUCAUGAUGUACAGAGGUUGAUGGUUAUUACAGAAGAAGGACAUGAAAAUGUGAAAGUGUGGUGGAAAAUGAAAACCGGUAAAAAUGGUUCUUAA